AUGUGAUAAACCCCGAGCCCUGUUUGCAUGACGGUGGUAGUUUUGCGUGGGGCCUGAGGCUUUACCCAGGGGAGUUGUGAUCCACACAACGUCAGGUUCCAUGCCAUACCAAGCGCAGCGCAGCCUGGUUACCGAUAGUCCAGACGCCAACGCCAGGGCGGGCACCUUUGACUUGGCACGUUUUGGGCCACCAAACAGUUAGCAGAGAGAUCUCUCUUCUUCCACCCAAGAAGCUUGAUUGCUUUUUGCUUUCUCUUUCCACUCCACUGUUCCACGACUGCACCACUCCCCUGGCCUCUACGAAUUAAUCUCUCUCAAGCAUUGAAAAAGGAUCAGAAGGGAGAAUUGAAAAGCAAGCACCAAUGGCGGGAACAGGAGUAUUUGCAGAGAUCGUAGACGGAGAAGUGUUCAAGUACUACUCGGAGGGCCAGUGGAAGAAGUCCUCCUCUGGGAAAUCUGUGCCCAUCAUCAACCCCACCACCAGAAAGACCCAUUUCAAGGUUCAAGCUUGCACGCAAGAGGAGGUGAACAAGGUCAUUGAAGCAGCAAAAACAGCGCAGAAAGUAUGGGCAAAGACGCCGUUGUGGAAGAGAGCAGAAUUGCUUCACAAGGCUGCUGCGAUUCUCAAAGAGCAUAAAGGCCCGAUCGCUGAGUGCCUUGUGAAGGAGAUAGCCAAACCAGCCAAAGAUGCUGCGACGGAAGUUGUAAGGUCUGGGGAUUUGGUGUCCUACUGUGCUGAAGAGGGGCUUAGGAUUCUUGGGGAGGGGAAGUUUCUGGUUUCUGAUAGCUUUCCUGGGAAUGAGAGGACAAAGUACUGUCUUACUUCCAAGAUUCCAUUGGGGGUUAUUUUAGCUAUACCCCCCUUCAACUAUCCCGUAAAUCUUGCUGUCUCAAAAAUUGCUCCUGCACUCAUUGCUGGCAACUCCCUUGUUCUGAAGCCCCCAACACAGGGUGCUGUAGCUGCACUUCACAUGGUUCAUUGCUUUCACUUGGCUGGUUUCCCCAAGGGCCUUAUCAGUUGUGUCACAGGAAAAGGUUCUGAGAUUGGUGACUUCCUUACAAUGCAUCCAGGGGUAAAUUGUAUAAGCUUCACUGGUGGAGACACUGGAAUUGCUAUCUCAAAAAAAUCGGGCAUGAUCCCUCUUCAGAUGGAACUGGGUGGAAAAGAUGCCUGCAUCAUUCUGGAAGAUGCUGAUUUGGAUUUGGCUGCAGCAAACAUAAUAAAAGGAGGAUUCUCUUACAGUGGUCAAAGAUGCACAGCAGUUAAGGUUGUGUUGGUAAUGGAAUCAGUUGCUGAUGCUCUUGUCGCAAAAGUUAAUGCUAAAUUGGCAAAGCUCACUGUUGGAUCACCUGAGGAUGACUGCGAUAUCACUCCAGUUGUUACAGAAUCCUCUGCUAACUUUAUUGAAGGAUUAGUAAUGGAUGCCAAGCAGAAAGAAGCAACAUUUUGCCAGGUGUACAAGAGGGAGGGUAACCUAAUAUGGCCAUUGCUUCUAGAUAAUGUUCGACCUGACAUGAGGAUUGCCUGGGAGGAGCCGUUUGGCCCAGUUCUGCCAGUUAUUAGGAUAAAUUCUGUUGAAGAGGGAAUCCAUCAUUGCAACGCCAGCAAUUUUGGGCUCCAGGGUUGUGUGUUUACGAGAGACAUAAACAAAGCGAUUUUGAUCAGUGAUGCAAUGGAGGCAGGAACUGUCCAGAUUAAUUCAGCACCAGCUCGCGGCCCAGAUCACUUUCCUUUCCAGGGUUUGAGGGACAGCGGAAUUGGUUCCCAAGGAAUCACCAACAGUAUCAAUAUGAUGACGAAAAUCAAGAGCACUGUUAUCAACUUGCCAACCCCUUCUUACACAAUGGGUUGAUAACCCAGUAGCUUAUAAAUUACAAGUAGGUUGCAGCUUAGCUUACUAGCAUAAUCAGCCAGAGAGAUGGAUGUUUCUCGGCAUGUUUUGUUAUUUGGCCGAUGCGAAAGGUGAAGGGUGGGAUGAACCUUGUAUCUGCUAUGUUAAUGUACCUUCUGUGUUUUAAAGGAAAUGGGUUGAGCCUGGGAUCUGCCAUAUACCUUUUGUCUUGUAAAGGAAAGGCUUCUUGUUAUAGGAAACCUUUAGGGUGAGAGUUGAGCCAAACCCUGUAUUUCAGUACUUUAGAUGCUUUGUACAAUUGUUGCUUAUAUUGAGUUUGGCAAAGGGCAACCAACCCUCCCAGUGCUCAUUUGAUUAAAGCAAGUAUGCAGUUUGUGCUCGCA
Messenger RNA from Malania oleifera, 2236 nucleotides. RefSeq names its product NADP-dependent glyceraldehyde-3-phosphate dehydrogenase-like. The record is from RefSeq and is a predicted model, not a curated record. Bases 363 to 1853 code for a protein of 496 amino acids. Gene Ontology annotation, molecular function: lactaldehyde dehydrogenase (NAD+) activity. The transcript has 9 exons. Lineage: Eukaryota; Viridiplantae; Streptophyta; Magnoliopsida; Santalales; Ximeniaceae.